AUGGCGGUCGCUUGUCCCGGCCGCCCUCAGGCGGGCCCGUCACCCAGACGACAGGAAGAGCGGGGAAGGCGAGGGCCGCGGGACGCGGAGUCGGCCGGCGCUGGGGAUCCGGCUGCCACCACUGCCCCCUGCAGGCGGGCGGCAGGUCGCGGCCGCCCGGGGCCCAGGACGGGCCUGGGGGCGCGGGCGGGGCUGGAGGGGAGGGAAAGGGCGGGCGAGGGGCGGGGCCUGUCCUAUCAGGGAAGGAACCUGAGAGGGCUUCCGGAAGUGGGCGGGGCCCUCGCCCCUGCCAGACGCACACCCCACUCCCUGACAGGAAGUGUCCCUCCCUCCUGCAGUUCCGCUGACGGUCGCCUAGGGGAGCAGUUCCCAAACUUCUCGGUAGAAGAGUUGAGUUGCCAGGAAAUGGACUUGGAGGUCAGGGAGCCAACAGACUUUAGUUCUAGAGAUAAUCUGGCUCAGAAAGAAGAAGGUAAAGACAUCCAGAUCCGGUCCACUCAGCCCUACAUGUCUUCACAUGAUGACAGGACACAAGACGCCAAAGGGAGACCAUAUUUACAGGCUACUAAACAUGCAAAUAUGUAUGUAGUACAAAUUUCAGAAGAGGGAGACUCAAACGAGAACAAUAACAAUGCCAGCAAUCCAUUCUCAGAUGCAUCUGUCCGCAGAGCCUUCAUUAUAAAAGUGUUCCUCAUUGUGUCAGCUCAGCUGUUAGUCACUGCCAUAAUCAUCAGUGUGUUUCUUUUCUGGAAUGAUUUAAGGGAGUGGGUAUUGGCAAACCGUUGGUUCACCUAUGCAUUCUUGCCCGCCUUUUUUAUAAUCCUGAUUUUACUUGCUUGCUGUGAGCAUCUCCGCCGUCAAGUGCCUACAAAUUACAUUCUCCUGGGACUCUUUACAGUUCUUCAAGGUCUGCUGCUAGGCAUCAUAUCAGUUUCCUAUAACGUGGAAGAAGUAUUAUGGGCCACAGGAGCAACCACGAUGGUGACAAUAGGGCUCACUUUAUUUGCUCUACAAACAAAAUGGGACUUCACCAUGCUAAGUGGAAUGCUGUUUGUUUUCUUCUUCAUUCUUAUCAUCUAUGGAAUUAUCUUAAUCUUCGUACACUCCUAUUGGCUGCAUCUACUGUAUGCUGCACUUGGGGCUCUGGUGUUCUCCCUCUACUUGGUGAUGGAUGUGCAAAUUAUGGUGGGAGGACGUCACCAUUAUUCUCUGGACCCUGAAGAGUAUAUUUUUGCUGCCCUGAACAUCUACUUGGACAUUGUCAACCUUUUCCUUUUUAUUUUGCAACUGAUUGGAUUGGGGAGGAAUAUCAGGAAGAACUGUGAAUGUGUACAAGCUACAGGUGGCCAGCUGUGGAGAAGAUGCAGCCUCUCUUCUUCCGUAGCUCUUGCUCCAGGGCCAGGACUCAAUUACUGUCCUAAGGCAGUGAUGAUGCCGCAGCAGCUAGAAAACCAGGACCCUUGGACCUGCAGUCUUUCUACUCCCCUGCCUCCAAGUCUUUGGAAAUACAAACUGGAUAACGAUCACUUUUCAUGCCGAGGAGAGACCAGCACUGGAACAAAGGAUGCUGCAGCGGUGCAAGGACACUGGCCCACCACAUCCACGUUCCCACGUGCCCUCCUAUUCUUCACCAUGGCUGCGCAAGACACCCCAAAUUCUCCACGGCAACAAAGCCCAUCACAUCUGGAACAUCGUGGCUACCGCGUGGCACCUUUCACUCCCAAGAACGCUGACACUGCCCUGGAGCACGCUAUAGGAUACCGCAUACCUGAAUGCUUUGCUAGUCAGCGCACGAGUCAGAGAUUUGGCACAAUUGGACUGUAA
Molecule: messenger RNA, 1824 nt
Organism: Dipodomys ordii (Ord's kangaroo rat)
Lineage: Eukaryota; Metazoa; Chordata; Mammalia; Rodentia; Heteromyidae
Exons: 13
Coding region: 1-1824 (607 amino acids)
Cellular component (GO): membrane
Source: RefSeq, a predicted model, not a curated record